Messenger RNA from Arabidopsis lyrata subsp. lyrata, 794 nucleotides. RefSeq names its product probable RNA-binding protein EIF1AD. Gene Ontology annotation, cellular component: nucleus. The transcript is spliced from 4 exons. Gene Ontology annotation, molecular function: translation initiation factor activity; RNA binding. The record is from RefSeq and is a predicted model, not a curated record. Gene Ontology annotation, biological process: translational initiation. Lineage: Eukaryota; Viridiplantae; Streptophyta; Magnoliopsida; Brassicales; Brassicaceae. The coding region runs from base 126 to 641 and encodes 171 amino acids.
CUCUAUUGGAACUUAAGCGAUUCCAGUAAAACGGCACACAACUGCAAAACCCUAAUCUCAAUUUCUGUGGAUUUUGCUCUUUUGUGUUGUGAAAGUUUCGGAUAUUUGGAAUUUGAGUAGAAGAGAUGAACAGAGGAAGAAGGAAUCUGAAACAAGCGGCGUCAGAGCAGGAUUUCACGCUUGAGGAAUGUCAGAGCAUUGCCCAAGUCGUCUCUCUCAGAGGUUCCAAUCAAAUUGAGAUAAUGGAUGCAAAAGGAGAGAACUCAUUAGCUUUGUUUCCAGCUAAGUUUCGUGAGAGCAUGUGGAUCAGACGAGGAAGCUUUGUAGUGAUUGACCAUACAGGAAAGGAAAAGGCUCAAGAGUCUGGUAGUAAAGUUACAUCUAUUGUCUGUAAAGUUCUAUUCUUUGAGCAAGUCCGUCUCCUUCAAAAGUCCCCGGAAUGGCCGGAAAUCUUCAAAGAUACUAAACCGAUUCCAGCUGAUAAAAGCUCACCCAUUGAACAGCAUGAAGAUGACGGUGAAAUUGAUUCGAGUGAUGAUGAUGAUGGCAUGCCCCCAUUGGAAGCAAACACAAACAGAUUGAGACCGUUUGGUGUGCAAUGUGAUGCAGAAACAGAUUCAGGGUCAGAUUCCGAUUCAUAGAACAUCCAGUAUAUUUCUUUUCGCAAACCUCAACUCAUUUCUCAAUAGAGAGGAAUCUAUAGUUGCGAGCUAUGUCUUUUAGACAGAAUGUAACCAACUCAGUGCUGCUGAAAAAGCAGAGUUUUGCUUUGCAAUCAAUCAAUUAUUCAUCUA